AUGUCUGAAUUUCCUCGGACAGUUACAAGAAGACGAUAUACUGGUGCAAAACAGAACGAUUUUGUUCAAGUAGAACCCAUUGUCGACGGCACAAAACAAUUUUACGGGCAUCUCUCAUCAUUUUCCAAUUUUUCAGCUUCGAUUUGGCAAUCUGCGCAGCAAAAAUUUUCAUCAGUUUCGUCUGAACCUUUGAUUUGCUACGAAGAAUUGCUUAAUCCGACCAGUGUUAAAUCAAUUUGGCCUUAUUACGAAACUCAACCAAUUAUCGAUAUGCCUACUCGAGACCGUACUGCUGAAUUUCGGACAACAGCAAAAUCCUAUCAAAUGAAAUUCCAUGCUAGCGGACAAACCAGUGUGCCCAAAGAGCACAACCACCUCGUGAAGCAAUCAUUGGUGUUUAAUCAGUUAGCGAAGCGAAUCGGGCGUGAUCUUAGUUUAACGUGUGCAAAAAUGGAAAAAUUAACAGAGUUAGCCAAAAAGAAGACCUUAUUUGAUGAUAGGUUCAGUGAAAUUGAAGAACUUUCGAGGAUAAUUGAACAGGAUAUCACCGGUUUAAACAAACAAAUUGCGUCAUUACAAGAACACUGCAAAAGUUAUGGUUCGCGGAAAGAUCAGGGUCAUGGGCACUCGCAGUUAGUGAUUGUUGGGCUUCGGUCAAAGCUGGCUUCAAUGAGCAAAGAUUUUCAAAAUUUAUUAGAAUUGCGAAAGGAAAAUUUGAAACAUCAAAAAUCUCAAAGGGAGAAAUUCAGUAAAUGUCACCCGGUGCCUUCAACGCUUCCACCAUCAGUAAGCCUAGGAAAUAUGGGUUCCGUUCUUCUUCAAGAUGAUAUGAAUGCUUCCUCAUGUGUUGCUUUGGACAUGAAUCAGCUGGAGCAACAUCGUAUGCAACAACAGGUUAAAUUUACUUGUUCUGUACUAUUUUAUCUGAAUGUUUCUUUAAUCGAUGAACAAGAUUCUUAUGCUCAAGCACGUGCUAGUACGAUGGAAAGUAUCGAAAGGAGCAUAUCCGAAUUGGGACAAAUUUUCCGUCAAUUGGCUUCGUUGGUAUCGGAACAGGGUGAAAUGAUAACACGAAUUGAUUCGAAUGUGGAUGAGACUGCUGUAAAUGUUGAAGCUGCUCAUCACGAACUUGUCAAAUAUUUUCACAACAUAUCUCAGAAUCGUUGGUUGAUGAUUAAGGUUUUUGGUGCUUUGGUACUUUUGAUAAGGUACUCUUGCCGUUUUAUUUUUACAAUGAUUCCGACUGUUGAGAUUGUCUUCAUUGCUUUUCUAGUCGAGAUGGCUCGGAUUUCGACGUUGAUGAUAGCUGCGUCUACUCUUAUAUUAACUGCAGCAACAAUUGGAAAUGCUUUUCAUCAGAAGAAGCAGUUUUAUCCAUCUGUUGUAUAUAUUACUAAAAGCAGUCCAUCAAUGGCGGUGAUAUAUGUACAGGCCUUGGUUAUUGCUUAUAUGAUUUUUCAAAUAUUUCGGAAGAUAUUUUUUGGGCAGUUGCGAGCAACUGAAAUCGAGCAUCUAUCAGAAAGAGCUUGGCAUGCUAUAGCAGAAACUUGCCUCGCAUUCACCGUAUUUCGAGAUGAUUUUUCGCCGAAGUUUGUUGUGCAAUUUGUUUUUCUCCUAUUUGUGAAAUCAUUUCACUGGCUUACCGAAGAUCGAGUGGAUUACAUGGAAAGGACUCCUUUAAUUACCGUGCUUUUCCACUGUCGAAUGAUUUCAUUGUUAGCAUUUUUAAGUGGUUUGGAUAGUUAUUUCGUUUCUCACGCUUAUUUUACGACUCUGCUAAAGGGUGCUUCAGUUCAAAUAGUUUUUGGCUUCGAGGCUUUUCAGUAUGCAAUUUUGAUGACAGUUACGCUACAUGUUGGUAUCAAAUAUCUUCUUCAUUUACAUGAUUUGCGUAAUGUACAUCCUUGGGAGAACAAAGCAAUGUAUUUGCUUUUGUCAGAACUUGUGAUAACUAGUCAAUUUACAGAUUUGCUUCGUUGUAUUCUCUAUAUAGUCUUUGUAUCAGUGAUGAUAAGACUGCAUACAUUUCCGCUGUUUUCAAUCCGUCCUUUAUAUUUGACUAUUCGUGCUUUCUACAAAGCUUUUAAUGAUGUAAUUCUUUCAAGACGAGCUAUCAAUGCAAUGAAUAACUUGUUUCCACUGGCUACAGAACAAGAACUUUCUCAAGGUGACAAUACAUGCAUAAUAUGCCGCGAAGAAAUGUUUCCCGGUACUGGUGUCAAAAAAUUACCUUGUAAUCACAUAUUUCAUUCACAUUGUUUACGGUCCUGGUUUCAGCGUCAACAGAGCUGUCCUACUUGUCGCACUGAUAUACUCGUGGGAAACGAAUUACGUUAUCUUGCAAAUAGUUUAGGUGGAAUAUUCAUCGAUUUGAAAUGUGAAAUGUUAUGUACAUACGUUGCAUAUGUUUCAGCUCCACGUCGAAUACCAACCACAGCACCGGGUCCAGCACCAGUUCCCGUUGCAGCAGCAGCUGCUCCUGGUGGAGAAGCUGCUCAGGGGGAUGCGCGACCACGAAAUGGAGGGGAAGUACCGCCACCGAAUAUGUUUCCAUUUAUUGCGCAUCACUUUGGGUUUCCACCUCCCUCUCAGGCACAAAACAACAAUUCAGAGCGAAAUAUGGGUGCCACCACAAGUCAUAUUAAUCCUCAUAUUCUACCAACUUCACAUUGUUUUCCCGGAUUUUCUUUUAUGUCUCCACCGCCGUUAAUGCCUCCUUUUCCUUUCCCUGCACCGCCUGUUUUUACUAGUCUCACUGACUCAGAAGUUGCCGCUAUGGAAGGAAGUGAACGUAAGGCCAUUGAGACGAGAAUUCAUUAUUUGCGUAAUAUAAACAUACUGCUUGAUGCAGCUACCAUUCAGCUUCAACAAUAUAUGAGCGUAGUACCUAUGAAUAUGUAUCAGCCAAUUAUGAUAUCAUCAUCGACCCAGGUUGGGGGCAGCGAACCUGAUUUUACUGGAUCCCCGUCAUCAGUAAGUCCCGAUUCACCAGUCCAAAAUAUACAAAGUGUACAAAAUAUACAGUCGAAUACCGAACAAAAUCCUUCCUUCCCAUCUACAUCGCAAAGCAGCGAAACAUCAAGCAAUAAUCGCGAUUCACAAAAUUUACAAGAAAUUAGACGAAGACGACUUGAAAGAUUUGGUUCAGAAGUAAGAAAUCAUUCUUGUGAAAGUUCCUAA
Messenger RNA from Dracunculus medinensis (Guinea worm), 3180 nucleotides. NCBI's taxonomy places the organism in Eukaryota, Metazoa, Nematoda, Chromadorea, Rhabditida, Dracunculidae. The record is from the annotation of a GenBank genome assembly.